GUCUGCAGGGAGGCGUUCCCUGGGGGCUGUGGCCCUCGUGAGUUCCGCGGUCCCGGGACUGCCUGGAGGUUGGUGGGGAGGAUACAGGACGCGGGCGCCGAGCUCCGCACGCCGCGGCUCCUCGGACGUGGCGGAGGCCGAGGCUCUCAGGCUGUCAGUCACCGGGGUGGAAAGCGCCCCGGGCCGGUCCUGGCGGUGUCUGCCUCUCCCGCUCUUCAAAAGCCGCCCAAGCAACUUUUAUGGAAAAAAGCUGGUUGCUUUGUUUUUGUUUUUGUUUUCUCCUCAGAAGGGAACGAAUUUUCGCUGGAGUAGUUGGAGUGACCAGCAUCAUAAACCUUGUGAUUUCAGCGCCUUUGGACUCAGGCUGGCCUUGAACUCUGUGUAGCUGAGGAUGACCCUAUACUCAUGGACUUCCUAUCUCCACCUCCUAAGUGCUGGAAUUUCAAGUCUGUAUCACCAUACCUUACUCAUAUUACCACAUUUUGUAAUGGAGAGUGCUUCUGUCCACUGAACCUCAGCAGCUGCACUAAAGUGAUGAUAACCCCAGUCAAAGGAGUAUUCAGACACACUUCCAUGUUACAGAAUGGCAGCAGCUGAUUCAUCCCAUGUUCUUUCAGGGGACUCAGUCUGCCUUCAACAAGAAAAGGUAGCAGCAGAAAGGAUGUUGAUUGACUGCCUGACAAAUUAUCAGGAGUUAGUGAGCUUUGAGGAUGUGACUGUGGCCUUUACCCAAGAGGAGUGGUCCUCACUGAACCCAGCCCAGAGAAGCCUCUACAGAGAUGUGAUGCUGGAGAACUACCAGAACCUGGCCACAGUAGGAUAUCAGCUCAUCAAACCCAGUCUGGUCUCUUGGUUGGAACAAGAAGAGUUUAGUACAGGUCAGAAGAUAGUUUUCCCAGAAUGGAAAAUGCAGCUUGAAACCAAAUGUUCAGCACCCCAACAAGAAUUUUUGAGGGGUAACAUAUCCAAUGGGAUGCAAAUGCAGACAGGAAGCCAGGAUGGAAGGGAGCGCUGUAACUGGACGAAAUCUGAAGACUUCUUCAGUGAACUCUCAUCCCUUAAGACACAUAUGGAAACUCAAACUACACAGGAUAAUUAUGACUGUAGUCAGUAUGGAAAAGACCUUGUAAUGCUUCAGAAGAAAAACUGUGCUGGUGAGAAACUUUCUGAGUUCAAUCAGAAUGAAGAAAUCUGUAUGACCCCAGUUAAGGUUAAUCAGAAAAUUACCACAGAAGAGAAAUCUUUUGAAGGCAGUGACUGUGGGAAGUCUUUUAUUAAUCAGUCACACCUUCAGGCACAUAGAAGAACUCACAGCGGAGACAGAAUUUAUGAUUGGAAUGAAUAUGGGAGAAGUUUUAUAAACUCAAGACUGGCUGUGCUUAUAGAAACUCUAAAUGCAAAGAAACCUUACAGAUGUAAGGAAUGUGGGAAAGGCUAUAGAUACCCUGCAUAUCUAAAUAUUCACAUGCGAACUCAUACUGGUGAGAAGCCCUAUGAAUGUAAGGAAUGUGGGAAAGCCUUCAAUUAUUCCAAUUCAUUUCAGAUACAUGGAAGAACUCACACUGGAGAGAAACCCUAUGUAUGUAAUCAGUGUGGGAAAGCUUUCACUCAGUACUCAGGCCUUAGUAUACAUGUAAGAUCUCACAAUGGCGAUAAGCCCUAUGAAUGUAAGGAGUGUGGGAAAGCCUUCCUUACAUCCUCACGACUUAUUCAACAUGUGAGAACUCACACAGGAGAAAAGCCUUUUGUGUGUGUCAAAUGUGGGAAAGCCUUUGCUGUCUCUUCAAAUCUCAAUGGACAUUUGAAAAUGCAUGCUGAAGAGAAGACAUGUGAGUGCAAGAUUUGUGGGAAAGCAUUUGGAUAUCCUUCAUGUCUUAAUAAUCACAUGAGAACUCACAAUGCCAAAAAAUCAUACACAUGUAAGGAAUGUGGGAAGGCCUUUAACUAUUCCACCCACCUUAAAAUUCACAUGCGAAUCCACACUGGAGAAAAACCCUAUGAGUGUAAACGGUGUGGGAAAGCGUUCAGUCAUUCCACUUCAUUUCAGAUCCAUGAAAGAACCCACACUGGAGAGAAGCCCUAUGAAUGUAAGGAGUGCGGGAAAGCCUUCAUCUGUCCCAGUUCCUUCAGAAUUCAUGAAAUAAGUCACACUCACACUGAAGAAAAACCAUAUAAGUGUCAGCAGUGUGGAAAAGCCUACAGUCAUCCUCGUUCACUUCGAAGGCAUGAAAGAAGUCACUAGUGAGAAGCCUAGUUGAUGUAAGCUAUGUGAGAAAGCCAUUAUUUGCUCUAGUUUGCUUUGAAGACAUGAUGGUACUCACACUGGAGAGAAAAUGUUAAACUUAUAUACAUAGCUUGGAGCAGUGCUGUGUGGUAGCUGCUCAGGAGGCUGAAGAUGGGGGUAAAUUUAAAACUCUACUGCACAACACAGAUACUCCAUGUCAGAAAAAUUAAAAUGAAUGCUGGCAAGAGGGCCCAGUGGACAGAAGCACUUGUGAAUGUCUGACGACUGGAACUUGAUCCACAUCCAUGUAAAAUAGACAGAUAGAGUAGCAUGCAUCUGUAUUCCCAGCAGUCCUACAAGAUGGGAGGCAGAGGCAGGAGAAUCACCUGGAAGCUUGCAGGGCAGCCAGUUUGGAGUAUGCAGCAUGGCAGAAAGAACAAGAGAGACCCUGCCCUGCCUCAACGAGGUAGAAGAACCAGUGCCCUGAAGUUGUCCUGUGACCCCGUAUGUUUACCCACCUCCCCACAUAUGCCGCAGUAAUAAAUACAACUUCCAGGAAUGGAAAUGGGGGCUCUUGAGAUGGCUCGGUAGAUAAAAGCCUUCUCCAUACAGUGCUGACAACUUGCUUUCUAUCCCUGGUUCCCUACAGUGGAAGGAGAGAAUUGGCACUUAACAGCUGCCUUGUGAUCUCCACAUGAAUGCUGUUGGCACACAUGCCCUCUUGCCAGUCUCCAAGAAUAAUAGAUUUUAAAAAUUGAAAUGAGUGACUGUAGAGAUGGCUCAAACAGUUACCAGAACCUGCUACUCUUGCAG
Molecule: messenger RNA, 3037 nt
Organism: Peromyscus leucopus (white-footed mouse)
Lineage: Eukaryota; Metazoa; Chordata; Mammalia; Rodentia; Cricetidae
Product: zinc finger protein 426
Exons: 8
Coding region: 584-2242 (552 amino acids)
Biological process (GO): regulation of transcription by RNA polymerase II
Cellular component (GO): nucleus
Molecular function (GO): DNA-binding transcription factor activity, RNA polymerase II-specific; RNA polymerase II transcription regulatory region sequence-specific DNA binding
Source: RefSeq, a predicted model, not a curated record